Molecule: messenger RNA, 1505 nt
Organism: Aspergillus calidoustus
Lineage: Eukaryota; Fungi; Ascomycota; Eurotiomycetes; Eurotiales; Aspergillaceae
Source: the annotation of a GenBank genome assembly
CGGAGAAGAGGUCGGAUCCGAGGGCAGCCUCUUCAGCUUUGCAAAUCUCACUCCAGGGUGCUAUUCUAUAUAAACCCACGAAUCCCGCCUGUCUAGAAUUCUGUCCUCCAAAACAACACGAUUCACAUUCCAAUCCUCCUUUCAAUUCCCUUGUUAUUCCAAACCAACCAACCCGAUCCCUCGCUUUACCCCCAAACCGUCCACCAUCUGCCACUAAGACAAUGCCCCAACCCCAAUCCAUCGCCAUAAUCGGUGCCGGCCUCUCCGGCCUCACCCUCGCCCUCUCCCUGCAUGCACAGGGCAUCCCCUGCAAAAUCUACGAGUCCCGCUCCGCCCCGCUCGACAUCGGCGGCGCCCUCAUGCUCUCCCCCAACGCACUCCGCAUCCUCGACGCGCUAGGCGUAUACCCCCGAAUCAGAAGCGAAGCGUACGAAUUCGACACGCUGUAUUUCAGAUCCCCCGAGGAUAAACCGCUUGACACAUUCGAGUUUGGCUCCGAAGCGAAAUACGGGUAUCCCGGGGUCCGGGUGUAUCGGCACGUGCUGAUCCGGGAAUUGAGUGCGAUGGUGGCCGAGAGCGGGGUGGAGGUCAGUUAUGGGAAGAAGUUCGUCCGCGUCGUCGCGGAUACCGAGCAGGGCGUGACGUGGGAGUUCGAAGAUGGGACCCGUGGAUCAGCAACGUGUCUCGUUGGCGCCGACGGCAUUCACUCGAAAGUCCGAAGCUACCUAUACCCGGACCUGCAGCCAACAUUCACGCAUACAAUGGCCGUCACGGCUGCCGUCCCGACGUCUCAGCUCAAGGUUCCAGACGGCUAUGGAUUACCAGUCACAAUCCUCAACAGAACCCACGGCGCGUUCGUGAUCGCCCCGCAACAACCCUCCGGCUCCGAAGUCCUCAUCGGCCGGCAGAAGCGCGCGGCGCAGCUUGAUCGGGCUGGGUGGGAUGCCCUCUUGAACAAUAAAGAAUGGUGCAUCGACUUCCUCCGCGACGGGGCGAGCGAUUUUCCAGAGGUCGUGCAAAAUGCAGUGCGGCACAUCGAGACGGACAAAAUCAACCUGUGGCCGUUUUAUGUGGUUCCCAAGCUUGAGACCUGGGCGUCCAGUUCUGCUCGCGUUGUUAUUCUCGGUGAUGCGGCGCAUGCGAUUCCGCCGAGUGCGGGGCAGGGGAUUAACCAGGGCUUUGAGGACGUGUUUACGUUUGCCGCGGUUUUGAAGCGAUGCGAGGGCGGAGAGGGGGCGCUGAAGAAGGCGCUCACGGUUUGGCAGGGCGGGAGGCAGGAGAGGAUUGAUAGGGUGCUGGAGCUUAAUGCGGAGAUUGAUCGGCGGCGAGGGCCCCGAGCACCCGGGCUGGAAGAGCAGGAGGAGACAAGUAGGGCUUUUGAGUUGGGUUGGUUGUAUAAAGUUGAUUUUGAGCAGAUGGUUGAUGGGUGGUUGGCCAAGGCGUAGCCGACGGACUUUUGUUUGGUAUUUGCUUGCGGAUAUAGAAUAAACGGAGUAUAUUUCCUG